Molecule: messenger RNA, 856 nt
Organism: Prunus mume (Japanese apricot)
Lineage: Eukaryota; Viridiplantae; Streptophyta; Magnoliopsida; Rosales; Rosaceae
Source: RefSeq, a predicted model, not a curated record
AUGGAGGCUAUUUCUUAUGCUAUUUUGACCCUGGCAUUGGUAUCUACUCUAGCCCUUGUCUCAAAAAAUUUCUUACCCCAAUCCCAGAAGCUAAAAUUUCCACCAGGCCCCAAACCAUGGCCUAUAAUUGGCAACCUCAACCUCAUUGGUCCUCUGCCUCAUCAAUCCCUUCACAAAUUGUCCCAAAUUUAUGGACCAAUAAUGCAGCUCAAGUUUGGCUCCUAUCCAGUUGUGAUUGCCUCAUCUGCAGAAAUGCAAUCUCACUUGGGCACCUCAUGCUCAAAGAUACUAGAGACUGUCGAAUACAUUCGUGUUGAGGAAAAUCGUGCCUUUCUCUCGCGGCUCUGUGCCUUGUCAGGCAAGCCAACCCUGCUCAAAGGGCAUCUGUCACGCCUAACUCUUACCAUUAUAAGUAGAAUUGUGUUGGGUAAGAAGUAUUUUAGCACGUCCGAAUCUGAGAGUUCGAUAGUGACACUAGAAGAAUUUCAAAAGAUGUUAGAUGAGCUGUUCUUGCUUAAUGGGGUUUUGAACAUAGGGGAUUGGAUCCCAUGGGUUCAGUUUUUUGACUUGCAAGGGUUUGUAAAACGAAUGAAGGCCUUAAAGAAAAAAUUCGACCGGUUUCACGAUCAUGUGUUUGAUGAACACAGGGCAAAGAAGGAAGGAGUUAAAGAUUUUGUGCCAAAGGACACGGUGGACUUACUGUUGCAGCUGGCUGAAGAUCCAGAUAUUGAAGUUAAGCUCAAUUAUGACAGUGUCAAGGGAUUCACUCAGAUAUGAUUUAAUAGCAGGAGGAACUGAUACCUCUGCAACCACUGUGGAGUGGGCAAUGUCUGAGCUCAUGAAACAACCACACCUC